Messenger RNA from Helobdella robusta, 582 nucleotides. RefSeq lists its product as hypothetical. The transcript is spliced from 4 exons. The record is from RefSeq and is a predicted model, not a curated record. Lineage: Eukaryota; Metazoa; Annelida; Clitellata; Rhynchobdellida; Glossiphoniidae. The coding region runs from base 1 to 582 and encodes 193 amino acids.
AUGGGCGGAGUUAAAAUAAGAGUGAUAGCCACUUAUGAAGGAAUUAUGUGGAAUGUGAGAAGUACGUUCGGUCAUUUAAUUAUGGAAGACGAUGAUGAAGAGGAAGAGGAAGACGAUGAUGAAAAUGAUGAAGAGGAAGACGAUGAUGAAGAGGAAGAGGAAGAUGAUGAUGAAGAGGAAGAGGAAGACGAUGAUGAAAAUGAUGAAGAGGAAGACGAUGAUGAAGUGGAAGACGAUGAUGAAGAGGAAGAGAAAGACGAUGAUGAAAAUGAUGAAGAGGAAGACGAUGAUGAAGAGGAAAACGAUGAUGCAUUGUCCGAGCAGGCUUGCCUGUUAUUACGUUGGCACAUGCAUACAUUUUUGUCGGCAUCAAAAUUUUUGGAUCAAUAUUAUCCCUUUUUUGAUAACUUCAAUAUUUUCUUUCAAAGNGCUUGGACAACCACUGUAUACGUUUGCGACAACAAAGCAAGUACCUGUCGAACACAACACUUCCUCUUCGUGACCCAGGGUCACAUCUCAUGUUUGUUGAACGUGAUCAUCGGCGUAUCAACUAUGUUUCCAAGGCAAGGCACAGGCCAAUAA